Messenger RNA from Selaginella moellendorffii, 3750 nucleotides. RefSeq names its product nuclear export mediator factor NEMF. Gene Ontology annotation, biological process: rescue of stalled cytosolic ribosome; ribosome-associated ubiquitin-dependent protein catabolic process. Gene Ontology annotation, molecular function: tRNA binding; ribosomal large subunit binding; zinc ion binding. NCBI's taxonomy places the organism in Eukaryota, Viridiplantae, Streptophyta, Lycopodiopsida, Selaginellales, Selaginellaceae. The record is from RefSeq and is a predicted model, not a curated record. The transcript is spliced from 14 exons. Gene Ontology annotation, cellular component: RQC complex. Bases 23 to 3253 code for a protein of 1076 amino acids.
UUUCUCUCAGUGCACGAGCGCCAUGGUGAAGGGGCGGCUGAACGUCGCCGAUGUGGCGGCGGAGGUGAAAUGCCUGCGCUGUCUCAUCGGAAUGCGGUGCGCGAACGUGUACGAUCUCACGCCGAAGACGUAUGUGAUCAAGCUCGCCAAGAGCAGCGGCCUCACUAGUUCCGGAGAAGGCGAGAGAGCUCUCGUGCUGCUGGAGAGUGGCGUCCGAUUGCAUAUGACCGAAUUCUCCCGGGAUAAGAGCGUUACACCUUCUGGAUUUACUCUGAAGCUGAGAAAGCACAUACGAACUAGAAGACUGGAGAAUGUCCAACAGCUUGGUGUUGAUCGGGUGGUGGAUUUCCAAUUUGGCACUGGAGAACUCGCUCAUCACAUCAUCUUGGAGCUCUAUGCUCAAGGCAACGUGCUACUCACUGAUGCGGACUACAACGUUCUUACUUUACUUCGAAGUCACAGGGACGAUUAUAAAGGCAUUGCUAUGAUGGCUCGUCAUCGAUAUCCAGUCGAGAAUUGUCGAACCUUUCAACGAACGACGAUGCAAGACCUGAUACGUGCUUUCUCUCCGGAUGAGAAGAAGGCCGAACAGCAGGAAGCUCAGCAGACCCCGCAAGAUGCACGCUUGCAGAAGAAAAAGGAUGACGAGGGAUUUACUUUGAAGUCGAUCUUGCUAGACAGCUUUAGCUACGGACCAGCGGUGUUUGAGCACGUAAUUCUGGACGCUGGCCUGCAACCAAAUAUGAAAGUUUGUGACGCUUCCAACAGGUCGAUGGUAUCUGAGAAGGAUCUUCACUCGCUACUGGAAGCUAUCAAAAGAUUCGAAGAUUGGCUGGAAAGUGUGACGACAGGUGAUUUUACGCCGGAAGGAUAUAUCACGUUUCAUCCAAACAAGACUGCCAAGAAGAAGAACGCAGAGUCCGCGGAAGAGAAGAUGUUCGAUGAGUUUUCUCCACUCCUAUUGAAGCAGAGCGCUCACCGGGAGUAUAUAAAGUUCGACACUUUUGACGCGGCGCUGGAUGAAUUCUUCAGUAAGAUUGAGGGCCAGCGACUGGACCAGCAGCGAAAGACACAGGAGGAUUCUGCCUUCUCAAAGCUUGAAAAAAUUCGUGCUGAUCAGAGAAGUCGAGUGGAAUCUCUGAAACGUGAAGUUGAUCAAGCAGUACACACAGCUGAGCUCAUCGAAUACAACCUGGCUGACGUCGAUCUAGCCAUUGAUGCGGUUCGUGCUGCGCUUGCAAAUGGCAUGGAUUGGAAAGACUUGGGACGCAUGAUAAAAGAAGAAAGAAAAGCUGGCAACCCCGUAGCAGGACUCAUACACAGUCUGCAGCUGGAAAAGAACCACAUAACAUUACUCCUAAGCAAUAAUCUCGACGAUAUGGAUGACGAUGAUAAAACAAAACCCGCGGAUAAGGUGGAAGUUGAUCUUUCUCUCUCAGCUCAUGCAAACGCGAGGAAGUGGUUUGACAUGAAAAAGAAGCAAGCGCUUAAGCAGGAAAAGACUGUUGCAGCACAUGAAAAAGCCUUCAAAGCUGCAGAGAGAAAGACGCAGCAACAAUUAUCCCAGGCGAAGGCUGUUGCAACUAUUUCGCACUUGCGAAAAGUCCACUGGUUCGAGAAGUUUAACUGGUUCAUAAGCAGUGAGAACUAUCUUAUCAUCAGUGGACGAGACGCUCAACAGAACGAACAAAUUGUCAAGCGCUACAUGAAGAAAGGCGAUUUGUAUGUUCACGCCGAUUUGCAUGGUGCAUCAAGUACUCUAAUCAAGAAUCAUAAUCCUUCUCAACCUGUGUCGCCUUUAACAAUCAACCAGGCUGGAUGUUUUACGGUUUGUCGCAGUCAAGCAUGGGAUUCCAAGAUCAUUACAAGUGCUUGGUGGGUAUAUGAUCAUCAAGUGAGCAAGACGGCCCCGACGGGUGAAUAUCUCACGGUUGGAAGUUUCAUGAUACGAGGAAAGAAGAAUUUUCUUCCACCGUAUCCACUUGUCAUGGGGUUUGGACUCUUUUUCAGGCUUGAUGAAAGCUCCAUCCCUGCUCACUUUAACGAGAGGAGAAUUAGAGCUGAAGGGGACAACGAAGAACCAGAAGCAGAGAUUCAGGACGAUGAGGAGAUUGACGACGCUAGUGUAGAGGAUAGUCAGGACAAAGUUCACGAGAGAAAAGAAAGCGGUGAUGGUGGAAGCACGAUAGAGAAAGCUAGUGUGACGGAAGCAGAGGAAGCUAGAUCGGAGGAAGCGGAAUCAGAGGAAGCAAGAGCACCGGAAACAGAGAACGCAGCAAUGGAUGAGCAGGAGGAACAGGCUCCGCAAUCCGACUCAGAUAUCGAUAGCUUGCUUGAUAAGGCGCUAGAGCUCAAGUCCGUUCUUCCGUCUCAGGUAGAUACGAAUAAGUACGGACUGGGUGAAGUUCAAACAGAAGACCAAGUUGAUGACGCUGAUCAAGAGACAAAGGUAGCCAGGGAGAAGCCGUACAUAUCAAAAGCAGAGCGAAGGAAGUUGAAGAAAGGUGGAAACACUCAGGAAGUGGCCCAGGAAAAUGAGAAAGAUGGCAUAGAGGAGGGUAGUUCAGGAGCCAAGCCCAGUGAAGGGAGCAACAAGCAGGUCCGCGGGAAGAAGGGAAAGCUGAAGAAACUCAAGAAGUAUGCCGAGCAAGAUGACGAGGAACGGGAGCUGAGAAUGUCCCUACUUUCUUCUGCAGGACGAGAGAAACCAUCAGCCAAGGAGCAACCAGAAAAACCGAGCGUGAAGAAUGAAGACGCAGCAAAGAAACCCGUCAUUUGCUACACCUGCAAGAAAAGUGGACAUGUUGCAUCCGAGUGCCCGGACUCGAAGCAAACUGAAAGCGAAAUUGCGGCGAUCAAUGCCGAGGAGAACAUUGUGGAUCUGGACGAGGAAGAAAGGGAGAAGCUAACGGAGCUGGACGCUCUGACUGGAAGGCCCCUCCCGAACGACAUCCUGCUCUACGCGGUACCGGUGUGCGGGCCUUACAGUGCUCUCCAGAGCUACAAGUACCACGUAAAGAUCACACCAGGGCCUUCGAAGAAAGGCAAAGGAGCGAAAAUGGCUAUGGACGCUUUCAUUCGUUCGUCGGACGUGCUUCCGAGAGAGAAGGAAUUGAUGAAAGCGGUGGCGGAGUCGGAUCUGGUAGCGUGCAUGAUUGGAAAUGUGAAGGUGAGCGCUCCGGGACUGGCGAAGCUAAAGCAGAGCCAGAAGAGCAGCAAGAAGAAAGCCGCGGUGAAGAAAGAUAAAGCUUGAAGACAAUUGUAAAGGUACUCUACGACGAUUUUCUUCGUUGUUUUUCCCCAUGCGUGAUAGUUCUAGCUAACGUGAUCUUUGCAAUGUUAGUAUGUGCCUAGAAGGUAUUUGAGGGUAGAAACAACCGAGGAACGCAAAUACAAAAAGGUGGCAAAGAGGUUUGAGAAAAUGUCGAGGCUCCUGGCUGCGUGCAUUCUAGCUGCUCGGUAUCCCACAUCCCAGCCUGGUUGCGAAGCCUGCAAACGAAGCUAACACCCUGUACAAGGAGCUGAAAGCCUUCUCACAGAUGUGACGAGCCCGGGCGGUUGCCAAGAAGAAAGCAUGAGCCGCUGGUGUAUGUGAGGAGCUGCUACAACAAAAUCCUCGACUUAAUCUGUGCGCACAGUGAGACGUCAGAGGUAGCUUCUGUGGUUGCGCUGGGCACGCUCGAUAUCAGUGUUGACAUGGUUCAUAUCAUCAUCUCAUGAUAAUAUUAAUUACAUAGUGUGUCCUCAUUA